Messenger RNA from Vicia villosa (hairy vetch), 1179 nucleotides. RefSeq lists its product as uncharacterized. The record is from RefSeq and is a predicted model, not a curated record. Lineage: Eukaryota; Viridiplantae; Streptophyta; Magnoliopsida; Fabales; Fabaceae. The transcript is spliced from 3 exons. The coding region runs from base 1 to 1179 and encodes 392 amino acids.
AUGGUACAACAGAAUCAGGUUCCUAGACUGCGACCAAAUCAAGGUGGAGUUCGAGGAAGAUAUCAACAAGUCAUGAUGGUGGGUCGACAACAGGAUGCUGAUCAAUUUGUCGAACAAUAUCAACAAGAAGAAGCAUCCAUGGAGAAUAAUCUAACCACGAUGAUAGAAAGGAUUGUGGCUAGAAAUGGAAUGAAUACUCCACUACAAAGGCCAACAUACUCUUCCCCAUUGGCUGAAUACAUUGUGCAGACAAAAAAUCCUAGGGGCUGGAAAAUACCUAAGUACACCAAAUUUGGAGGAGAAAUUGGAGAAUCGACAAUCGAGCAUAUAGCCAUAUAUCUUACUGAAUUAGGAUACAUGGAGAAUAACGAAAGUCUCAGGGUACCCGAACAUGAACUGGUUCAGAUGGUUGCAGGAGGUUUAGAUUAUUCCAUUUGGAAGAAAAUAGACCUAACUUUUGUCAAAAGUAUGUCACAGUUAGCUGAUAGGGUUCGACACCUUGAACGCCUACGACUAGAAAAAGUCAGGCAUACUAAAUCCAAGGCUAAGAAAGAAAAGGUAGCCUAUGUCAAUUAUGAUGAUAUGAACCCCAUAUAUGAAGCUGAUUACAUUUCAACGACAGAGGUGGAGAUUGAUCUGGCCGAAAUGAAACCAGGGCCAGCCUACGAUGUAAAUCGUUGUUUCCGUCGAAAGGAAAGAAUGUCUCUGUCGAUAACAAUUCGAAAUUCACUGCGAAAACUUAUACUUUUGAUAUUAGUAAAUGCGAGGAAAUUUUUGAUGGAUCUAGUCCAGAAAUCACUUCAAGAAGGUCGACUGAAAUUUACUGCCAGAAGUAUGAAAAUCGACGCUGACCCACUCAAACAAGAGGAAGCUUUGUUUGCUGAAGCUGUCAACAUCAACAUGGUGGAGCUGUCUGAGAUACCUGAUGAUAUGCUGGAAGAAAGCAUUGGGGAAACUCCCCAAGUUCGACUUUUUGAUGUGUAUCCCAGAAUGGAUGAGGAUUUGCUGGACUUCUUGUUUCGAUGCAAGAACCAAGAUUCCCAAGUGGGAUUGUGCCCUAGGUGCAGCACUUUAACUAACAUAGUUGCUGCAGAAAAUUUCCAAAAGCUACAAUUGGAGCGAGGCAGGGCCCAAUGGAAAAGGAGGGACCCUAGAAAGUGUCUCAAAGCAGACCAAUAA